Molecule: messenger RNA, 1046 nt
Organism: Eleginops maclovinus (Patagonian blennie)
Lineage: Eukaryota; Metazoa; Chordata; Actinopteri; Perciformes; Eleginopidae
Gene: gpx4a
Product: glutathione peroxidase 4a
Exons: 7
Biological process (GO): response to oxidative stress
Cellular component (GO): mitochondrion; nucleus
Molecular function (GO): glutathione peroxidase activity; phospholipid-hydroperoxide glutathione peroxidase activity
Source: RefSeq, a predicted model, not a curated record
UAUCCGAACAAUAAUAAAUACUAUCACAGUAAUUUUAAAGACAAACAUUUUUUAUUAAAAAUGUAUGUUUUAAAAGGUCGGUCGUGUUGUUUUUAAUCCUUGUUUCCGGUGCCGUUUCACAACAAACUGCUGGGCGGAGGGAUCAGCUACAAAGCAGCUUCUGUGAGAAAUGUGGCCUCUUUGAUAACCAAAAUGAGGCCGUUGUUUAUUAUUUUGGCAUUUGGAGCGGUGGCGAGCAGUGGAGUACUACUGGCGAUGUCUGCUCCGACAGAGGAAUGGCAGAGGGCCACGUCUAUUUACAACUUCUCAGCAACAGAUAUUGAUGGGAAUCUGGUUUCCCUAGAAAAAUACAGGGGUGAUGUUGUCAUCAUCACCAACGUUGCCUCUAAAUGAGGUAAAACCCCAGUAAACUACUCUCAGUUUGCGGAAAUGCACGCCAAGUAUACUGAGAGAGGUUUACGCAUCCUCGCCUUCCCUUCCAACCAGUUUGGAAACCAGGAGCCAGGAAAUGAAACUCAGAUUAAGCAGUUCGCCAGUUCUUACAACGCUCAGUUUGACAUGUUCAGUAAGAUCGAUGUGAACAGCGACACUGCUCAUCCUUUGUGGAAGUGGCUGAAAAGUCAGCCUAAUGGGAAAGGUUUACUGGGAAACAGUAUCAAGUGGAAUUUCACCAAGUUUUUGAUCAACAGAGAGGGUCAGGUGAUGAAGAGAUAUGGACCCCUGGAUGAUCCAAGUGUGGUGGAGAAGGAUCUUCCUCAAUACUUGUAAAUGGAUGAUUGAUGCCUCACUUACUGAAACUCUUUUCUCUGGCUCUCUCUGGCACCAGUGGAUAAAGUUUGGGUUCACCCCAGACUAGUGACGGUCUGUUCAUAAACCCGCAUGACGGACAGAGCAGACCUGAUGAAAAUGGCGUGCAAACCAAAUGGGAAGAAAACCAGACUUGAUUUACUUUGGUUCUAGAGAGAUAGGGAGAAAGGACUCUCUGUCAAUAGAUUAAUGUGUGGCAUUCUUUUCAUAAUAAAUUGCACAAAAUGUUGCCCUAAUGA